Symbiodinium sp. CCMP2456 is the source of this 2004-nucleotide messenger RNA. Lineage: Eukaryota; Dinophyceae; Suessiales; Symbiodiniaceae. The record is from the annotation of a GenBank genome assembly.
AUGGCAGCAGCAGAUGAUGACUUGGUGGCCUUGAACGACCGGCUGGAAGAAAGCAAAGAGGCCCGUGGAGUGCGUGGAGGUUUAGGGCGUGUCAAAGGUGCACAGCAGACUCCCUGGGGACAGGGCUUCUUUCUUUCAGCAAAGACAAAAUGGGAGCCCGCAGGAAGCGACCCGCUGUACAAGCGAUUUACCCGCGGCCCAGUCUUGGGAGAAGCCAAGGCCGAUGCUGACAUUUGGCGCAGGCACGCAGAGGUGGCACUUACGGAAGCAGGUGGUGAGAUGACUUGGCAGGAGCUUCGGGAUGAGGUCGUGGCUCGAAGACGCAAGGACUUCGCACAAGGAGACCAGGUUGACACCUCGCUGUGGCCAUUCAUGGCACUGGCUUAUCUGCCCGAGAAGAACGUCAGGCUUUUGCGCACGAUCAAUGCUCAGCCAAAGGCAGUCCGUGUCCAGUCGCCGUACAGCGACAAGUCUGCGAAGGUAGAGCAAAUGUCGCCGGUUCAAGAUCGAUACGCUAGAAGGCUGAAGCUCCAUGUGAAGCUGCAGGCUCCCGGCCCCGGAGAACGGUUUGCAGUCCUCGGAUCCCACGAGGCAUUUGGAUACUGGAAUCUCAGCUCUGGGGUGCAGCUGGAAUGGAGAGGUAGUGCCUGGGAGACCCCGGCUCCAAUUCCAAUCUCCCCUUGCGAGCGCGUGGAAUUUAAAUUUGUCCGCGUUCGGCCUGGUGGACUGGAUUGGGAGAGUGGCCCCAACAGGGUCACGGAGUUCCCAAAUUACAAGGGUGAUUUGUGUCUCCAGGGGAUUUUCAAUGGCGAAAGCAUACUUCAACCGAGCGACGUGGACGAUGCUGAGGGUAUCUCAACGCCAGAUACCAUGCCAUCAGCACGGGUGGAAGAUGACGCAGACUUGUGGCAGAUGCGAUACCAGGAGGCUGUCAAACAGCUCACUGCUCUGCAGCGCAAUGUGGCAAACCGGCAGCAAGAACAGGAGAAACACCGACGAGAUCAUGCAGAGGUCAAGCGCGAUCUUCUGAGGAAGAUCAAGGAUGCUCAUCGUCAGGCCGCCAGUCUGUCCCGGCAGCCACCAGAGGAUGCUUCAUCUCCAGAAAGCGUCCAGUCCGCUGGAGCAGAGGAAGAUGCGGAUUUAUGGAAGCGCCGGUUCGAGGCGUCGGUGACGUCACUGACGGACCGUCAACGAGAAGUGGCAGUCCAUCGUCAGGAGCUUGAGAGACGUCGGGCCGAGCACACGGAGGUCACUGACAGCCUGUGGAGGCAGAUUCAGGAUGCACAAGAGGAGGCACGGGGACUGUCUGGACUUUCGCAUGAGGAGGUGUCUGCGCGGCUGGAGGAGAGCGCUCAGCUUCAGCGCCUGGAGGCACCAGACAUUGCAACAAUUCCGUCGCCCUCCUUCGCAUCUUCCUUGCAGUCAACACCCUCCAGAGCACAUGGAAAGGCGACGCCUCAAAGGAGAGCCGGCCUCCACUUUUCGAGUCCCCGUCUCGAGACAGGGCGCGAGCCUCCAAAAGUCUUGCCUUCAGCGGUUCGGAGGGAGCAGCAGUCCGCACGCCGAGAUGGACGGGUUCCGGAAGUUUUCCCAGCAGGCGUGCCGCCUGUGGGCCAUCAUUCCUCUGCUCUGGAGACAUGGCGCCGAAACUCAGGUGCGCGAUCUUCUAAGUCGGAGACGGCGCUUGCAGCGCUGCGAGCUGCCAAAGGAGCAUCUCCUGUUUCGCCGCACAGUGGGGAAGAGGAAGAUUCUCAGCGCCAGACCCAGAUCGAGAAAGAGGCGUCCUCAUCAAGCAUGGGUUCUGGCCAGCGGUAUGAGCGUGUCACAAGGCCUGCGCCUGGCAACCCCGAGGAGGCAAAGGAGGCAGAGCCGGCAGAGUCUCGAGCAGAAAGUGAUCAAAGUCCCGUGGUGGUCUCCAAAGAGGUGGCUGCAGCCUUUGCUUCCGCCAAAGCCCGACUGGCCAGGCUAAAGCCAGUAAAGGAGGCUGGAACCAGCGAUGACUGA